UUAGUUAAUCUGAAAAUGAGCUAGGAUAGUUCUGGCUAUACACCGAAAUAAGAAUCAGGCAGGGAGACGAGUGAGUAUUUGAGUAGUGAGUGUACUAAUCUGGCAAUCUGCUGAAAUUGCUCUCUAUUGCGGUUAAGAAAUGAUCUCAAACUGAAACCAUUUCAACUGGAAGAAGCGAAACCCUAGAUACAAGAUGUCAUCUGAUAGACACGCUUCUUCCUCCACUAUCUCUCCUGCUGAAGAAAACGAUCUGUUCCUUGAUAUUCUUCAUGAAGCCCCUUUAUUUGGUCAUCGCAAGCCUACAAACAUUGUCGGAAGUGUUUUCUACUGUCUUGUUCUGGCAAGUUAUGCUGCUUUGGCUGUGGGAGGACCGUGGAUAUUCCAUCAUAUACAAGAACUUGAGUCACCGUUGCUUUCUAGUAGCAGUGUUGCGCUUUUAUUCCUCACAGGGAUCUUCCAACAGUAUAUGGUUUACCAAGUCCAAAAGAUAAGAUUACAGGGUUACUAUAUGUUCAGCCAGAAGUUGAAGCAUAUAGUUCGCCUGCCUUUUGCAUCUACGGCAUAUGGAACUGCUGCAAUGCUACUUGUUUUGGUUUGGAAACCAUACAUCGGCAUUCUGUCCAUGUCCACAUUGCUCAGGAUCAUUAUGCUUAUUGAAGUAAUUUUUGCUGGUUUUUUCAUGAGUUUAUACAUUGGUUAUGUUCACCGGUAUAAUUCAUUGGAUUCUCAGCCUGAUGUGUUGAAGUCAUUGUAUUCUCCACUUCAACCAUCUAGUUCUUUGGAAGGAUUGAGGUACCAUGAUGGCAGCCGACUCUCUGAUCAGCAGAUGGCUCUGUUACAGUAUCAGCGAGAAAACAUUCACUUUCUUAGCGAGGAGAUUCUCCGACUGCAAGAAUGCUUAAGCAAAUAUGAAAAGUCUAGCGAUGGAAUUACACCUCAGGUUGAUCUUGCUCAUCUGUUAGCAGCUCGUGAUCAAGAACUAAGAACACUUUCAGCUGAGAUGAAUCAGUCACAGUCCGAGCUGACCCUUGCGCGAUCCUUAAUUGCUGAGAGAGACUCGGAGAUCCAACGGUUUUACACAACCAACAACCAGUAUGUUGAAGAGAAUGAAAGGCUGAGAGGUAUUCUUGCAGAAUGGAGUGCUAGGGCAGCUAAGCUGGAGCGAGCACUGGAGGUUGAACGAAUGUCCAACAUGGAGCUCCAAAAGAAGAUACUGAGGACGAAAAAGAAAACAAAGGAUGAAUUUGUGGAGCCGACGUAGCAUAUAUGUAGUUGAAUAUUGUGACAUGUUUGUUUCAUGUAAAGUUCUCUGUUUCUUUUUAUAUUUACCCCUUUUCUUGUCAUUGUAAGAGUUAUUUGAAAUUAGGUAAACAAACAUCAACGUGAAAGAGAGGGGAAAAAAAUGGUAUGGUAAAUACGUUUGUACAGUUUAAUUAGGCACAUAUGGUGGAAAUUUCAUUUAAUAUCCUAUCAGCAGAUGCAUGUUUUUUACAGCUCUA
Messenger RNA from Daucus carota subsp. sativus, 1499 nucleotides. Its product is annotated as protein FIP1. The transcript has 14 exons. The record is from RefSeq and is a predicted model, not a curated record. Gene Ontology annotation, cellular component: lysosomal membrane; late endosome. The coding region runs from base 194 to 1261 and encodes 355 amino acids. NCBI's taxonomy places the organism in Eukaryota, Viridiplantae, Streptophyta, Magnoliopsida, Apiales, Apiaceae.